Molecule: messenger RNA, 1821 nt
Organism: Lottia gigantea (owl limpet)
Lineage: Eukaryota; Metazoa; Mollusca; Gastropoda; Lottiidae
Exons: 13
Biological process (GO): cell surface receptor protein tyrosine kinase signaling pathway; positive regulation of kinase activity; multicellular organism development
Cellular component (GO): signaling receptor complex
Molecular function (GO): transmembrane receptor protein tyrosine kinase activity; ATP binding
Source: RefSeq, a predicted model, not a curated record
AGAGCACCAAGAUGGGCUUCCAGAAAAGGACGACUUCAUUCUGUCUCCAGACCAGUUAAUUCCUUCUAUGAUUUCAAAUGCAUUGCAAAUGGUGAUCCAAAACCUAAUAUUACAUGGUACAAAGAUGGAGAAUUAUUCAAGAAAAGUGCUAUGGAAAAGUCGGAAAUGUUGGGCUGGAAAUUAACCAUCCAGGAACUAGUGCCAAGAGACAAUGGUGAUUAUACUUGUGUCAUCCAGAAUAUUCAUGGAUCUAUCAACUGGACGUUCUCUUUGGAAGUUGUCCAGAGAUUGCCCCAUUCACCUAUUAUAGAUGGACCAAAAAAUCAGACAGCUAUUGAGGGUGAAACAGUGAAACUUAAUUGCAAAAUAUUAGUCAGUGACCUUCACCCUCAUUUGCAAUGGGUCAAACAUUAUAUGAAAGAUGGCAGUUAUAAAUCUGACGAAGGUGAUCCUUACAUUGAACGAUCCAAUCUGAACACGACAAAUCCAGAAGUUUUAGUCAUCCACAAUGUUACACAAGAUGAUGCAGGAUGGUAUACAUGUGUAGCCACCAAUGCAGUUGGAAUGAAAUAUAAAAGUGCCUGGCUUGAAAUUCUUUCCAAAGAUCAUGCUCCCGUUCGCGAAAAAGAGAAAACACGCAUGACAACCAUCAUAAUAGUGUGCUGCUCUGUUUUGACUGUGGUUGGUGUCAUCUCUGCCAUUGCCUGCGUUAUGAAAACAAGACGAAAGCAAAUUCUUCUGCAACAGAAGCCAGUCAAAAGAGUCAUCAUUAUGCGUCCAAAUGAUCUGUAUUAUACUAAAGGAGAUCAAAGUGUUAUUCAGCCACUUGUACGUAUUGAAAAACAGGGUCGGCAAAGAUUAUCAUCUGAUGUAACUGAAGUGUCUGAAUAUGAGAUACCACUUGAUGCAGACUGGGAGUUUCCAAGAGAAAGGUUGGGUCUCGGUGAACGUCUUGGAGAAGGUGCUUUUGGUUUAGUAAUGAAGGCUAAAGCUAUGGGAAUUGCCAAUAAUCCAGGACAAACAACUGUUGCUGUUAAAAUGUUAAAAGAUGAUUCUACAGAUAGAGAAAUGACAGAUUUGAUGCAAGAGAUGGAAGUCAUGAAAGUUAUGGGAAGUCACAAAAAUAUUAUCAAUUUAUUGGGUUGUUGUACACAAAGAGGUCCGCUUUUUGUUAUUGUUGAGUAUGCGCCUCAUGGUAAUCUUCGAGACUUCCUCAAACUGCGUCGUCCACCAAAUUCUACUUCCUGUCCCUCCACUCCUGGCUAUGAGAAGCCAGUCAUUGAUUUUAACUCUGUAGAAGUCAAACCUCUUACACCAAAAGAUUUAAUCUCCUUUUCUUAUCAAAUUGCUCGUGGUAUGGAAUAUUUAGAGUCCAAACAUUGUAUCCAUCGAGAUUUGGCAGCAAGAAAUAUUCUUGUAGCAGAAGACUAUGUUUUAAAAAUUGCUGAUUUUGGUUUAACUAGAAAUGUUAAACAUCUUGAUUACUACAAAAAGACAACUGAUGGCCGGCUACCAGUGAAAUGGAUGGCACCAGAAGCCUUGUUUGAUAAACGUUAUACCUCCAAAUCUGAUGUAUGGUCUUAUGGAGUAUUAUUAUGGGAAGUGUUUACUUUAGGAGGUAAUCCUUAUCCAUCAAUACCUGUAGAGGGCUUGUUUGAUUUAUUACGGAAGGGACACAGAAUGCAGAAACCACCUUAUGCUCCUUCAGAAAUCUAUUCGAUAAUGUUGCAGUGUUGGAAUGAUAGUCCCAAUGUACGUCCUAGUUUCAGUCAAUUGGUUGCAACUUUGGACACCAUUCUUUCUAUGUCUCUUAAUGAUCAA